Molecule: messenger RNA, 1100 nt
Organism: Tetrahymena thermophila SB210
Lineage: Eukaryota; Ciliophora; Oligohymenophorea; Hymenostomatida; Tetrahymenidae
Product: transmembrane protein, putative
Exons: 1
Source: RefSeq, a predicted model, not a curated record
AUAGUUAAUUUCGUAUCUAUUUUACUUAAUUAAUUUACUUAAAACAGUCAUAGAGAUUGUGAUAAAUGAAGAAAUGCUAGAAGAAAACAAGUAAACAAAUUGUCAGAAAAAUAUAAUUAAAUAAAUAAAUAUUAAAAAAGAUAGAAAUAAAAAUAAAUAAAUUUAUUAGUAAUCAAAUCAUAUGAGAUUCCUUAUCUUAGCUCUAAUAAUUAUUGUUUCUCUAGCUAAUGUUAAUGCUUAAUUUAGUGGUGAUAUCUAAAAGGUACUUGAAUGCUUUGACUCACAAGGAGGCUAAUUUGAAUGUUUUAUUGAUGAUAAAAUAUGUAAUGAUGAAGUUAUUGUUGUCCAAAGUUGCAUAAAUGAAAUUGAAUAAAGCUCAACAUCUUUAAAAGCUAUAGGCUUACUUCUAAAAUCUAAAUGCUCAUCUUAAGUAAAAGAGGUAUAAGCUACUAUUGAAAAGAAGUCAGAAUGCUACUUACUUGGUGAAGUCACAGAAGAUUAAUAAGAUAAUAACAAUCAAAAGGACUAAAACAACUAAAAUAGUCAAAAAGAAUAAGAUUAACAAAACAAUUAAGACAAGGACCAAAAAGAUUAAGAUUAAAAAAAUGAUCAACCACCAAAAAAUGAUCAACCAUCAAAAAAUGAUCAACCACCAAAAAAUGAUCAACCAUCAAAAAAUGAUCAACCACCAAAAAAUGAUAAUAAUGACAAAGAAAAUUAAAGCAACGAUACCAAAUAAGAUCAAAAUAGUCAACAAGGAAAAAAUGAUAACAAAAACGAAGAAAAUCAAUCUACCAAUCAAAAUAAUCAAAAAGAUUAAGAAAAAUAAGAUAAUAAUCAAGAAGCCAAAAAAGACCAAAAAGACUAAAACAAUCAAACAGACAGCAAUUAAAAUGAUCAAAAAGAUAAAGAUAAUUUAAAAGACAAAAAUAAUGAUUAAAACAACCAAAAAGAUAAAGUAACUAAUUCUGCUAAAUCAGAAUAAAGUUUCUACUCAAAUGGUAUUACUUUGAUGCUUUCAUUAGGAUCUAUUGCAAUAGCUAUUUUAUUUUGAAGUUAUUAAAUAUUUAUUUGUUUUUAAAUAAAAUUUUAUAUCAUAG